This is a messenger RNA of Clunio marinus, 195 nucleotides long. The record is from the annotation of a GenBank genome assembly. Lineage: Eukaryota; Metazoa; Arthropoda; Insecta; Diptera; Chironomidae.
AUGGAUGAAUUCGGUCAAGGAGAAGCUUUGGAUAUCCACAUUAUUUCAAAUCAUAUUGAUUCACUCAUCGUGGAACUAUUUAAAUUCUUUAGUUCCGAUGGAAAUAUUGAUUGGGCAGAAGUUACUCGAGAACUAGAAAGAAAUGACAGAAAACUUACAGAUAUGAUGACAGAACUCAUGAAUAUAGAUCCUUAG